Monomorium pharaonis (pharaoh ant) is the source of this 2044-nucleotide messenger RNA. Its product is annotated as dynein regulatory complex subunit 3. The coding region runs from base 235 to 1899 and encodes 554 amino acids. The record is from RefSeq and is a predicted model, not a curated record. NCBI's taxonomy places the organism in Eukaryota, Metazoa, Arthropoda, Insecta, Hymenoptera, Formicidae. The transcript is spliced from 10 exons. Gene Ontology annotation, molecular function: protein binding.
ACUGCCCGACAUUUUGCGAGUUUCAAAAUGCUGUAACCAUGGCGACUAAAACAAGUCUUUUUCCGUUUCACACUCUACACAAUCUGCAAAUGUACGCUUAAUAUUUUGGAAUUUACCAGUUUAUUAAAGGGAAAGAAUUAUAAACGGAUCAUAUACCGUGGUUGUAAAGCAAUACUCAAGAUUCAUUAUACUUGCAUGUAUGAACACAGAUUUGAAACUAAAGCAUGAAACAAGAUGCAUAAGACAGAUACAAUCAGAGCAUUACGUGAAGCUAUGGAGCCUGGUGUGAUAACACGGAGCAUGCUUGUUUCUCUAGCGAUUGACCAAGGACCGAAAAAAGAAGGCGGUCGAUUAUUUCUUCAAGAUGGAAUCCAGCUAGACAAAUUAGAAGAGAUUCGUAUUGAGUUUCUCAAGAUAUUAAACAUUGAUUACCUCUGGAUUUUGAAAAAUCUAGUCAAACUGUCGCUAUCUCAUAAUAUUAUCGAAAAAAUUGAAAAUCUGUAUGAGCUGUGCCACUUAAAAGAAUUAGACCUCUCAUUUAAUCGUAUUAAAAUUAUGGAAAAUUUGAAUAAUCUACAUCAACUAGAAAUUUUGCUUCUAUACAGUAAUGAGAUCUCAAUUGUACAGGGUAUAAGCAAUUUGAAGAAGUUGACUAUUUUGAACAUUGGUAAAAAUAAGAUUGAUGACUGGAAGCAUGUUGUAUAUCUACGUGAGUUCAAAUUGCUCAAAAGUUUAAACAUGCGCGACAAUCCUUGCACAGAGAUGGAUGGAUACUUAGACUAUUUAUUCGCAUUUGUGCCUCAAUUAAUUUAUUAUCAAUAUAGAAUGAUAUCCGAAAACGAGCGUCAAUCCGCUAUCGAUAAGCAUUAUCGUAUAAUCAGCAGUCUUGAAGAAAACGAGGCAAAGAUGCAAAUGGAAUUGGCAAUGCAACGGGAACGUGAAGACAAAAUUACAUUACUAUCCGCAUCAUAUGUGGAAUUCCUUGAUGAUGAUUAUUUAUUUCAACAAAUGUUUUCUUCUGAUGAAGCAGGCAGAACGUUAUCCACAAUAAACGAAAAUACACAGAACGCAUUUGAAGAGUACAAAAAGUCUUUCCUUGCAAUAUGCUAUGAAUUAUAUGAACUAGGUUUACGAGAGAGUGAUAGAAGAACAGAAGAAAUAAGAUUAUUUGAAAUUGCUAUUAAUGAGAGUAAAGAAAAUACACAAAAUAAAGCAAGAAGGAUUGUAGAUGAAGUACUUGAAAAAAAAGUCAAGAUAUUUACAGAUAUAAAAAAUGUAAUGGAAGCUUUGAUAGAGAAACAAGAGGAAGAUGCCGAGAACACCGCCGCAAAAGCAAGGGAAUUGUUUAAUGAAUUUAAUGAUUUAUUAUCUAAGGCACAAAAUCGGUUAAUAUCUAUAGAAGUAAUAUUGCAUGAUCAAAUGGAGGAUAUAAACGAAGUAUUCAGGAUUGAUAUAUCAGACAUGGUCAACUCAUUCCUAAAAGACACACAAGGAUACUUUUCUCUAUUACGAAAUGCAGAGAUUGAAUAUAACAAUAUUAUAAAUGGAUUAAUUGUACAUUAUCUAAGCGGUUUUGGCGAUAAAGUAUAUAUACCAUUUCAUCUUAAGAAUUUGUGUUGCGACAAAGAUACUUUGGCCACAACACUUGCCACUUCACAUGAUAUACAUUUACAAGUGAUAGACAAUCGAGAGAAGCAUAUGAUAAGUCGACUGAACAAUUGGCUCAAAGAUUAUAUCGAUCAGUUAAUCAUGAAUGAAGACAAAAGAAACCGCCAGCAAAUAUUGGAAAUGUCGAAUUUUAUUGAAUUUCAACAGCAACAACUUAAUUUGUUAAGUUUACCACAACACUUAGAUUUGGCAGAUAUUGAUCUACAUGACGACGGCAUAUUGGAAAAUUAACAAUUAAUAUGUUUUGUCUUUUUUUGGAAUAAAAUUCAGGAAAUAAAUGUAAGUGACAUACUUGUUAAUACAUAGCAUACAAAUAUAUAUUUCAAUAUAAAAUAUGUAUAUAUAAAAGUUGAUAAAACUUUGAUUUAUAAGAGUA